UUCAGGUUGCUGUUUUGUGACUUUCUUCACGAGAAAAUCGGCGCUUGACGCUCAGAAUGCCCUUCACAAUAUCAAAACACUGGCGGGGAUGCAUCAUCCUAUUCAAAUGAAACCAGCUGACAGUGAAAACAGAAAUGAACGAAAAUUGUUUGUGGGGAUGUUGUCGAAGAAGUGCACGGAGAAUGAUGUGAGGGUGAUGUUUGGUCCUUUUGGCACAAUAGAGGAGUGUACAGUGCUGAGGGACACUAAUGGACAGAGUAAAGGCUGUGCUUUUGUUACCUACACAUCUAAACAGUGUGCCAUAAAUGCAAUCAAGAACAUGCACCAUUCACAAACAAUGGAGGGGUGUUCAUCACCACUAGUGGUGAAAUUUGCUGACACACAGAAGGAGAAGGAUCAGAAACGACUGCAGCAGAUGCAAGCGAACCUGUGGAACCUUGCAGGAGUUAAUAUGGGGCCACAGUACCUGGCAGGAGAUUCUCACUCUUGCCUUGCACCUACAUCAUUGCAGCUACUGCAACAGAUUCAAGCGUCGCAGAGUGCAGCGGCAGCAGCUGGUGCAACAGCAAAUGGGCAGCCAACCAGUGCAAGUUUGUCAGCGCUGAGCACAAUGCAGCAGCAACUUCUGGUACAGCAGCAGCUUCAGGCCGCUCAGAACUCAGCAGGUCUGUGUCUCCAGAACUUGGCAGCAUUGCAGAAUUCCACAGGCCUUAACCUGAGUGGGUCUACUGGAAGUUCAGCGACUGAUAUUAGCCAAACUAACCUCCAAGGAUUGGCAACGCUGGCAAACCUUUCAGUAGCAAACCCCACUAUGAACCCUAUGAGCAUGCAAAAUCUAGUCACACUAGCGGCAAUGACAGGGGGCAAUGGGGCCAAUCUUCAAGUAUCACCUACUGGAUCCAGUGCAUCUGGGUUAAGUAGUCCAGCCUUAUCUGGUCUAACGAACACCACUGCAGCUCUUCUUGGGAAGGCUGGUAACACAGGGUCACUGGCAGGCCAGACUUCUGGGAGCAGUUCGUUGAGCCCUGUGACUAGCAUGGCUCUGGGUGGGCUGACAGGUGCCCCACUUAAUACCAUGGCUUCCAUCAAUGGACUGGGCUCCACAGGUCUCACACAUAAUGGCACUGGACUUGAUGCACUUACAUCAGCCUACUCAGGCAUCCAGCAGUAUCCAGGUUUUACAUCGUUUGGUGGUGGUGGGGGCCACACAGCAGGAGGUGCGCCAACAGGUUUAACCAACUCCACGUCAGGUUCUGGGGGCCCAGCGGGCAAGCAGAUAGAAGGCCCUGAGGGCGCAAACCUGUUUAUCUACCACUUGCCUCAGGAGUUCAGUGACAACGAUCUGGCAUCAACGUUCCUGCCAUUUGGCACUGUUGUGUCAGCCAAAGUGUUCAUCGAUAAACAGACCAACCUGUCCAAGUGCUUCGGUUUCGUGUCCUACGACAACCCUGUAAGUGCACAGGCAGCAAUUCAAGCUAUGAAUGGGUUUCAGAUUGGUACCAAGAGGCUCAAAGUACAGCUCAAGCGUUCCAAGGAGCUGUCUAGACCAUACUAGCCUCCAGGGAGGCGUACGUGCACUCUGUGAUUACCCCCGGACCGACCGUCCUCCAUAACAAAUAGUCACGUGACUUUCAUGUUUUGUGCGUCCGAAGACUCAAAAACUAGGGCCACCGGGGUGAUGUGGAAUUGUAACAAAUAAUAGUAAAAAAUAAAUAAAUAAACUUGAUACAACAGCUUUUUGAUAAUAGUAAAUACCAUAUCAUCAUGAUGUACAUCACCCGCAGCAGCACUUGGAAGCAGCCUGUGUCAAAGUGCGCACAGGCACGUGAUACACAGCCUCUUCUCCUGGGGCUGACCUGCGUGCUUGAAAUAAUAUUUAAAGAAGAAAGUACAGAGUAAUUUUUAUAAGUAAAUAAUUCAACCCUAUAAACCAAUAUAAAAUCCUGUUAAUUAAAAAGACUUUGUAAAAGUAAGACAUUGUCUGUCUCCUGUCUUCAUUGUUAUUUUUCUAUUCAAAAAGACUUAAUUUUCAUUAAGUUUGUCUUUUCUUCUUAUUUGCAGUGUCUAUGGAUAUCUUUAUGUAAUUUUUACCAGCUAUUUAUCCAAUUGUUUGGUAUGUUUCUGACCCUGUUGCUUGUGAAAUAUAGAUCUAUUUGAUUUCAUAGGUGGGUGUGGAACUCCAUGGUGAAAUGAUUGAUUAAAAGGCAGUUUUGAAACAUAGAAAAUGGGACAGUAAAAGGUGAUAUAUGAACUUCAUAUAAUUUCUAGGCAUUUAUGGAUUGACCAAAGUUCAAAAGGGAUGACUUUCACUGAGUUGACUGGAUUUUAUUUUUAAUUGUUGUUCAUAAAUAUAAACAGGGGAACAGGCUAAAGUAGAAUCUAGUUUUGUACCUUCUUGGCUCUGAGACAAAGAAAGGCAAAAAACAAUUCAUAUUUAUCUAAUUUAUGCAUUGGUUAUGUAACAGACAUUUGGUUUGUAACUGUUUUACUUUUAAGUAUUGUGCCUUGUUUUUUACAAUAUACUUUCUGCUAGGGGUAGGAAGGAAUCAGACUUGGUAACAUAUGGCACUGUCUCAAACAUGGAGGGACAGACUACAAUAAUUAUGGUAGCUUAUUUGUGCAAUCAGUUGUUAUGCAACAACCCCGUACCCUUGGCUUGAGAUGGUGUGCCAUACAGUACCAAAUUUAUGAAGCUUUCUUUCGCUAAAAUGGCACUUUCACCCCAGGGGUUCAUUUAGUAGCUGUUAUUGAAAUAUGAAAGUACUGUACUUUGUUAUUUGUUUUAAACGUGGAACUUGUUACCAUUCUGUGUAUGGAAGGUAUUUUCCUAGUCCUUUAUGAAUGCACUUUAACUGAGUGUUUGUUGAGUGUUGAGUUCAUUAAAUGUUAAACAUGUGGAUAAUGUACAAGCCUUAUCCACAUCAAACCAGAAACAUUCAGCCAAAGUGAAAGUCUAAGAGUUACCGAAAGAAUAUAUAAAAUUAUUAUAACCAAAGAUGUGUCUUAAAUGUUUCUGUUGCCAGUUAUGUGUCUGUUUAAUAAAAGCCCGCCAUUGUUGCGUUGUAUAACCGAAAAUGUUGACGUACUUAAGGGAAAGCAAGCUAGAUGGCGCAAGGCACAAAUGUUGAGCACGUUUGAUUUGUUUUUUGUGUUUGUCAACAAUGCUCGUUAAAUCCAAAGCAGGGCAAAACUAAUCUGUAGUAAUUCAUUUGUAAGUGAGCAUAUGUAUAAUUACAUGUGAUAGAAUAGAUUAUUAUUAUUAUUAUUAUUAUCAUAAUAUAUCUAUACAGAGUUUUGUUCAUUAUUUUCAUUAUAGUGGUGAAUCAGGUUUAUGUUUGCCUUGCAUUGGAGCCAUGCAGGGUGAGCCUAUAUAAAUGGUGUUACUUUUUGUUUCUUUUUUGUGGGGUGUUGUCAUACACAUUGAAUUGUUUUUUUGUUAGCCAUGUUCUAAUCUUUGUAGGUGGAUUUGUUAAUGUAGAGAAUUGUAGAGAAGUGUUUAAUUUUAUUUUCCUUUCUUGUAAUGUUUUCUUUUUUGUCGGCACACGUGUUUUGUGCGUGUAUGUUAAUUUAGAACCUCCCAUCCAUUGGUUUGCCAUCAUUUAAUAUUUGUAUAGGUUUAUGACUUGCCUGGAGAAUUAUUCUUUUCGUGUCGUGGAUGACAAUAAGUUAUUUUCUGUGUUGUUGCAUUGUGCACUGAACUGUUUAAAUGGCAACAAAGCAAAACCAAUGAGCUGGGAGUCUUGGACUUUAUUCCUUCUGUGUUUAACUGUUGUGUUUCAGUUAUGAAGAAGCCAUUUGAGGCAGAAAGGAGGAGGUGAACACCCUGUGUGUCCUCCUCCUCUGCCAGAAUGUUGCUAGGUCCCUUGAAGGGCUUUAAAAUGGUUUAAUGAAAGCAGCUUCCUUGGUGAUGGCACAAAGUAUUGCCUUUAUAUAUAUAAAUGUUUUCCAUUUAUUAGUUUAAAACAGUAUAUUCUGCAUUUUUAUAAAGCUAUACUAAACGUUUUUAUAACAGUUAUUACUGUUUUGGAAGUUAAAAAUUGUGCCAUUGACAUUAACAGUAUAAACAAAAAGUAUCCCAAGGAAGCACUUCAUGUUACAACACAUUUCAUUUGGGACAUGGCCAGUGUAUGUUUGCCAAAUCAUUUAAUAUUUUGUGCUUGAUUGGGAGGAUAAUGUAAUAAUUUUAAUUCUGUGUCAUGUUUGUUUCAUUUGUAAUUGAUUAUAAAUCAGAUCUACAGCUGUGUGCAACAAGCCGGAAGUACCUGUUGACAGGUAAUUUUCUUAAGAAGGUAGAUCAGUGACAUUCAGAAAAGAUCAAAAUUGCCUUUAUGUAAAAAAAAAUGCACAUUAAAAAUGCACAAAACUUACAUGGGGAAUUAAUUGAUGUUAAGAUAAUUUUGAUACAAAGAAAAAUGUGGGCAUGCAUGCUUCUUCUAGUGUCAUGUACUGAGAGAAGACUGUCUGUUGUCUGUUAUUCACAGCUAUUAUUUAAAAAGAAAUAUAUGGAAAGCAAAUGGUCUACGAAAAUCUCAGGAACAAAAUGUAGCCGCCAUGUUUGUUUCUGUCCACGUGAAAUUAGCACUACAGCAGUUUGUGUACCUCGCUCGCUCGACCAUGUUUUACUGUUUGAUACAAUGUGACGAGAAGAGUGCUCACAAUUUGCAACAUAAAAAAGUAGACAAAAUAUUUAGUUUUAAAGAAAAAAAACUAUCCACAGCAGGAAACAUCUUUAUAUCAUUAUAGCCAAAUAAAAUAGAAUUACAUAUGUGAUUAUUUAUAAUGACUCCUGUGUGUACUGUAAAGGCAGCAUGAGACAGAUUAAAUGAAACCUAUUUUGGAAGUACA
Messenger RNA from Zootermopsis nevadensis, 4845 nucleotides. Lineage: Eukaryota; Metazoa; Arthropoda; Insecta; Blattodea; Termopsidae. The record is from RefSeq and is a predicted model, not a curated record.